GCCGUCGUGACGAGAGUCAGAUGUCCAGGGCAGGCGGUCAACCCAGAAUCUUUGCCAUGAGGAGAGAAGAGGCCAAUGCAGCCCCAGAGGUGGUGACUGGAGCUGCAGGAAACCAGGAGCACCCAGAUCAAUCGCAGGAACAUAGCUGCUGCCCCAGAUGUCAUCACAAGGGUUAGUGGCCCGAAGAGCUUCCAGCGGAACUUGUUUAAGUUUAUGCAUUGUUGGUGGACUUGAGACUUAAUGAGGAUUAUGUUUGAAUACUAUUUUAAGAUGGAUUUUUCCUUGUAUUUUGGAAU
Messenger RNA from Linum tenue, 296 nucleotides. The record is from the annotation of a GenBank genome assembly. Lineage: Eukaryota; Viridiplantae; Streptophyta; Magnoliopsida; Malpighiales; Linaceae.